AAACUAACAUAUAAAUAACGUUAAGUACGUUGCCUAGCUUAAUCAGUUGAGGAAACCCCCGGCCGGCAAGAUGGCAAAAACAAGAAGAGCGGUGAAAAUAUGUCUCAGCGUCCUGCCCAUUCUCCUCUCUGCCCCCAUUAUAGCGGCCGGCAUUUGGGCCAGCAAUUCUUGCGCCAAUUUCUAUUUCCAGCAGAUUAUAAUCUCAAUGGGAGCUUUGAUGUUCUUGGUGGGGCUGGUAGGCUGCUGCGCAAUAUCCACCAAGGAUGAGGAUGGGGAACUGGGUGCCACUUAUUUUGGCACCACCUUUCUCCUAUUCCUCAUGGCCGUUGCUCUCUUCAUUGCCGCUUUCGUCGUCACCGGUUACUCCGGCUCCCCGCACUCGGUCCCCGGCCGGAAUUACGUCGAGUACCGCCUCGAUCACUUCGCUUUCUGGCUUCGCCGGAGGGUCAGCGGCUACUUCCGGUGGAAUCCCAUUAUUAACUGCCUCACCGGUUCUAAUUGGUGUGAGAAGUUAGAUAAGACUUACUCCUCUUCUCAACAAUUGUUUAAAGCACACCUCACCCCAUUGCAGUCAGGAUGUUGUAUGCCACCUGCAAAAUGUGACUACACUUUUGUGAGCCCAAUAAAUUGGAAAGUCUCAAAAGACAAUAAAACAGACAGUGACUGCCUGAAUUGGAGCAAUGAUCCAAGAAACCUUUGCUACUCUUGUGAUUCAUGCAAAGCAGGAUUUCUGGCGGAUAUAAGGAAGAAAAUUAGAAUAGCAAACCUCAUUAUGUUUAUUGCCUUUUUGGUAGCAAUGGUAGUUUGCGUUGGGUCUUGUAUUAAUCGUAUAUUAGAGUAACUUGGGCUGUUUAAUUUGCACUCGUCACUUGGUCCAUAUUAGUCGUAUAUCAUACAUAAUCAAUGGGCCAUAGUUUAAAUGUUGGCUAGAGAUUUGUCAUAAAGGAGAUUCCAUUCAUAGUUUCCACAUCACCGUCUACAAUUAAGUAAACAGUCCCUAAUACUACGUACUACAUAUGUAAUAAAUAGAAAAGUGUGAAUUAAAGGAAUAUUUAUC
Molecule: messenger RNA, 1057 nt
Organism: Cuscuta europaea
Lineage: Eukaryota; Viridiplantae; Streptophyta; Magnoliopsida; Solanales; Convolvulaceae
Source: the annotation of a GenBank genome assembly